Gorilla gorilla gorilla (western lowland gorilla) is the source of this 1904-nucleotide messenger RNA. It is a transcript of the gene C3H4orf36, whose product is annotated as chromosome 3 C4orf36 homolog. The transcript has 4 exons. The record is from RefSeq and is a predicted model, not a curated record. The coding region runs from base 593 to 946 and encodes 117 amino acids. Lineage: Eukaryota; Metazoa; Chordata; Mammalia; Primates; Hominidae.
GGCGCGUCUCCCGGGCCAGGCGUCCCCUCCGUGGCGGGUGGGGCGGGCCCCACAAAGCCCUUUGUUGAGGCUCCGGCGUGACGCGAGGAGCCCCAGACUCCGCGCCCGUGGCGAGCGGGAAGGAGGCGUGUGCCUGCGGCGCGGCCCCGAGGCGUGUGCGCGGCCAUGUGCGCUUAGCGUAGCGCGCUCUUCCGUCAGUACCCCGGCCGCGACCCUCCGAGCCCCUGGAGCCCGGGUAACCAGGCCGCCGGCGCCGGCUCGCGGGGACCCGCCACCCUGGAAGCCCCGCGCCCACAGCGCGUUCCUGGCGAGUCGGAGGCAGGGUGGGGCCCAGGUGUGGGAAGGAGCCGAGGCUGAGGCCGUUCCCUUCGCCGCGGGCUCUGUGGGCGUCCGAGGCCCCCACCCGUCCCGGGAACCGGUUCCUCCCGGGCCCUGCGCGUCCGUCCGGGGAAGGGAAGGGGACUCGCCCCGAAUCGGCGUGCAAGGGCGGGGACGCGGGAGUGGUGCUGAGAGUUUUGAGUAAAGUGAACAGAGUUAUCUGUGACAUUCCAUCAGGCACCUAUGUAACGAAAUCAUACCGUAAUAACUCACCAUGGCGUAUGGAGUGCCAAGAAAGAACACAGUGAAAACCAUUUUGCGGGGCAGUUGUUAUAAUGUACAGGAACCUUGGGAUAUUGCACUGCUUGCAAAGACCUGGUACACGAACCUAGCCAAUAUCAAGUUGCCUUUCUUGGAAGAAAUUUCAUUUGGUGGUUCUGUGCAGCUCACAAAAUGUACCACCAUUAAAGACGGACUGCUCCCUUCUGCAGAAUCUAUCAAACUCGAAAGGGAGUAUGAAGUGAAGCGUCUUUGUAAACUGAAGUGUCAAGAAAAUACAUCUAAGGAAAUUCAGCUUCUCCUGAGGGAAAGGCCAGCCGGUUUGAGAAGACCUCUUCCAUCUAAAUGACAGUCAGUUCAUGAUUGAAUCUGUACUCUGUCUCUUGCAUCCAAAGGGCAUGAAGGUCUCUGGACCUUUCACUAUGUAUAGUUCAGGGCAGAUAUUUGAAUGCCCACUGGUGGAUGGGCCACUGCCCACAGCUGUGGGUUAGUAGCCAGUUCUGACAGAUCUUCUGAGUCCCUGACAUACUCUUGUUCCUUGUGUCACAAGCGACAGCACUGUAAGUAGAUGAAAAUGCAUUUGGAGUUGAGUCGUUUGUGCUAUUCAUUUUAAUUUUUGUAAAAUUGCACUAAAAGAAGAGGAAAUUUCUUCAGCUGCAUUGUUUUCAAAAGACAUCUUAAAUAUGCAUCUUUGAGAUCCCAAGGAGGGACCAAAAGAAGGCAAGAGAGAAAUUCUCUUAAAAAUGAUAAACUGAAACAUUUCAUUUGGUUAAGAAAAAUAGUAGACUUCAUUUUUAGUACCUCUCUAGUUUCCAAUUUUCUUUUUUUUAAAAUAUAUAUAUUUUUUAUUAUACUUUAAGUUCUAGGGUACAUGUGCACAACGUGCAGGUUUGUUACAUAUGUAUACAUGGGCCAUGUUGGUGUGCUGCACCCAGUAACUCGUCAUUUACAUUAGGUAUAUCUCCUAAUGCUACCCCUCCCCCAUACCCCCACCCAUGACAGGCCCCAGUGUGUGAUGUUCCCCUUCCUGUGUCCAAGUGUUCUCAUUGUUCAAUUCCCACCUAUGAGUGAGAACAUGCGGUGUUUGGUUUUUUGUCCUUGUGAUAGUUUGCUGAGAAUGAUGGUUUCCAGCUUCAUCCGUGUCCCUACAAAGGACAUGAACUCAUUAUUUUUUAAUGGCUGCAUAGUAUUCCAUGGUGCAUAUGUGCCACAUUUUCUUAAUCCAGUCUAUCAUUGUUGGACAUUUGGCUUGGUUCCAAGUCUUUGCUAUUGUGAGUAGUGCCACAAUAAACAUACGUGUGCAUGUG